AUGAGGGAUAGAGCACGUAUACCGUUACUGGCGAGGUCCGUCAAGGACAGAUUUACCUUAUAUCAGGGCGGAGCGGAUCCUUGGCCUGCUCGUAGCUGGUUGAAGAAUCUGGAGAGCAGAUUCGGGUACAUGAGUUGUACAGAUGAGGAGAAAGUGGAACUGGCAGCAUACCAUCUCCGAGAUCAAGCAAUCACAUGGUGGGACAUGCAGAAGACGAUCUUUGGGGAGCAGCACAUCAUGUGGUCGAUGUUUCGAGAUGCUUUUGAGCGACAGUAUUUUCCAGCUACAUUCUGUCUAGCUCAACGUCAGGAAUUUUUGAAUCUCAAACAGGGUGACCGAUCAGUGAUGGAAUACAAUGCUGAAUUCUGUAGACUGGCUGAAUUUUGCCCGCACUUAGUGGCACAUGAUUAUGAUCGUAUACAGCAGUUUACCCAGGGUCUUGCAACAUACAUACGGAUCCGGAUGUCAGGAUUUCCAGGUACUUCCUAUCGGGAGGUUUUGGAUCGUGCACUGUUUAUUGAGAGACGUAGCAGCAGGUGUCUCUAG
Messenger RNA from Zingiber officinale, 546 nucleotides. RefSeq lists its product as uncharacterized. The record is from RefSeq and is a predicted model, not a curated record. The transcript has a single exon. The coding region runs from base 1 to 546 and encodes 181 amino acids. Lineage: Eukaryota; Viridiplantae; Streptophyta; Magnoliopsida; Zingiberales; Zingiberaceae.